Messenger RNA from Gordionus sp. m RMFG-2023, 2388 nucleotides. RefSeq lists its product as uncharacterized. The transcript has 5 exons. The coding region runs from base 1 to 2388 and encodes 795 amino acids. Gene Ontology annotation, molecular function: nucleic acid binding. NCBI's taxonomy places the organism in Eukaryota, Metazoa, Nematomorpha, Gordioida, Chordodea, Parachordodidae. The record is from RefSeq and is a predicted model, not a curated record. Gene Ontology annotation, biological process: DNA integration.
AUGGGGCAUUUGUUAGCUAAACAGUUUAAAGCUGUUUUUUACAGCAAACCGGGGUUGAUACGUAAUUUCGCUGUGCGACUCCAAUUAAAAGAUACGGCUAUUCCAAAAUCGUUUCCAGCUCGUCGAGUGCCAUUUCCAUUACGCAGAGCGGUUGAACUAGUAUUUGAUCGCCUUGUGGCUGCGGAGAUUUUGGAGCCCAUCGAUUCCUCUAUAACUAGGGUGCCAUGGGCAACCCCAACAGUAAAUGUCAGGAAAAACAAUGGCGAGAUUCGUAUUUGCUCAGAUUUCAAGGUGAGUUUAAAUCCCCAUCUAUUAUAUGAUCAUCACGUUAUUCCUACGCUGGAUGACUUAUUGGUUAAGAUUCAAGGGGGAACCGUUUUACGGAUAUUUUCGAUACCGAAGGAUGCCGUUUGGGCUUUCGUGCACACCAACUAUUUUCCAGCGUUACAUGGACAAUGUUUUGAAAGAUGCCCGAUGACUGGAGUGUAUUUGGACGAUGUAAUUAUCUCCGGCAAAAAUGACGCUGAACAUCUGGCUAAUUUAAAAAUAGUACUCGAUAGGCUGCAGGAAGCAGGUAUCGUUAUCGACAAAAAUGGGGUACAUCCAAGCGAAGAUAAAGUUAAAGCAAUCCAGGCCGCACCUAACCCCAAGAAUGUUUAUCAGUUACGUUCAUUUCUUGGGCUUGUCACGUAUCAUGAACGGUUCAUUCCCAAUCUUCAUAGUGAAGCAGCUGUGUUACAUCGAUUGACUAGUGUAAAAGUACCAUGGUGUUGGACUAAUGUAGAGCAGGAGGCUUUCGAUAAAGUUAAGACAUUGUUAUCAACAGAAGAAACCUUAACGCCAUAUAAUGCUAAAUUACCGUUGAUUAUGGAGUGUGACGCGUCAGAUACAGGACUGGGGGCUGUUUUACUUCAUAAGGUUUCACAAAACGGAGAAAAACCCAUAGCAUUCGCGUCUCGGACGUUGUUACAGUCGGAGAAACAUUAUGCGCCUAUCGAUAAAGAAGCGAGGGCAUUGUUAUUUGGAAUAGAAAAAUUCCACAACUUUAUCUACGGUCGAAAAUUUAUACUUCGGACAGACUAUAAACCCUUGGAACGGUUGUUCGGGGAAAAGAGGGAUCUGCCAAAGAUAUCGAACAAUCGUCUGACACGUUGGGCCUGGAAGAUGGUCGCUUACGACUUUAGCGUGGAAUAUAGAUCUGGUCGGGAAAAUGUUAUAGCAGACGCCUUAUCCAGGCUACCGCUCCACGAUAUCAUACCUAAUCGGGAUACCAAGCAUGCAUUGGCGAUUCGGAACGUAAACUUAGAGGAUAUGCAGGUCUCGGAGGGAAACCUGCGCAAGAAUUCAAUUAAAGAUCCAAUACUAAAGCGAGGUAUAAAUUUGUGGUAUACCGAAGGUUUUAUCACAAAUAUGACUACUAGUAGCAUCAACGAGAUGAAAGGGACAUCCGGGAAUGAACGCGAUGAAAUCUAUUUUUCGAUUGUAUUGUUGGUGGCCGAAAUGCGAAGAGGACAUAGAACGGUAUAUAAAGCUGUGUGUUGGAUGUCAGAAAAAUCGACCGAACGUAAUGGAGUUACCACUAUACUCAUGGAAUUGUACCAAAGAGCCAUGGGAACGUAUACAUCUAGAUUUUGCGGGACCGGUGACUCUUUAUAUUGGCUAGUGGGAGUAGAUUCAUACUCAAAAUGGGCUGAGGUAGACCUGAUGAGAAACACAUCGGCGAAGGAGAUGAUAACGAGAUUAAAGAAGUGGUUUGCUACCUUUGGGGUACCUAAAAGCAUUGUAACGGAUAAUGGACCUCAAUUCAUAUCAAUAGAAUUUAAGCGAUUUUGUGAAGAAAACAACAUUUGCCACAUUCGCUCAACUCCGUACCACCCGAAGACUAAUGGGCAGGCGGAACGAACCAUUCGAACCUUAAAAGGGAUGUAUUAUGCCAGUCGAGAAUCAAUUAAUGACCCGCAAGAGGCGAUAACUCAAACGGUAGCAGCAUAUAGGCUGGGAGAACAUAGUUCGACGGGUAGGUCACCAGCGAAGAUUAUGUUUAGUCGUCAAAUAAGAACUAAUCUAGACUGGGCUAGACCAGAGGUGGGAAAGGAGAUUGAUAAAACCAAUGAUAAACAAAAUCAAGAACAUGAAACACAUUCCAAUUUUAGGGAAUUUGACGUUGGUCAGCAUGUGUGGGUAAGGAAUGAAACCGCUAAGGGUUGGAGAGAAGGGGUGAUUCAGGAUAGAAAGGGAUUAUAUUCCUAUGUAGUCAAGACCCCAGAUCGUGUAAUACGGAAACAUGCUGACCAGCUAAGAGACCGUUUGAUAUCAGAUACGACGGAGCGCGUGAUCGCUGACAGGGAUCAGAGAGAGUGUGAGACCAAGGCGAGGGCGAACACAUAA